GUUGAAUCUAAGAUUUUCAAGGGCUGAGAAAGAACGGGCGCUGACUCUGAUGCCAGUGAUGCGACGAGCUGUCAAUGUGGGUUCCUGACAUCAGGGACAAACCUCUCAACACAAGCAUUUGAAGGUACACUUCAAACUGCUGUCCAUCGGCACCAAUGGGCUCCCCUCUGACAACCUCUGCUGCAACCAAUCAGGCAAUGACAUCACCAGCCAGUCUGUGGCGAGCUGGCGCCGUCGCCGGCAGUCUCAGCCGACGCGUGGCUCGCUCAGUGCAACCUAAUUUUGCCUUCUUCAACGCUCUUACAGCGAUGCAAACAAGCCCAGUCAGCAGCCACUCCGGGAGCGGUUUGGCUUCGGGGGAGGCCGGGUUCCUCAAGGGAGGAGCGGUUAGUGGAGGGUCGAAAGAUGGGGGUGUGGGUGUGGUAAUGGUUCCUGGGGCGAGGAGAAAUGUGGUGACCAAUGUGGUUAGGGACGGGGUUACGGGGGGUGCGGAGAAGGUUGGGAAGCAGUUUGAGUGGGACGCAGAGGAGUUGCGGCGGAUCCAUGAGGAAAAGGAACGCUGGCUGAGGGAAAGGGAAGACAGAUGGGAGCAAGUGGAACAGCAAGAAAAGCGGGGCGCCCGCGAUGCUGCCGAGGAGGACAACGGCGUCAUGUGGCCCAAGAUCUCAUCUGAGAAGCCCCGACCAGCACAGAAACCCCGGGCAGCCACCUCAACAAAAUCUCCAAACCCUAAAACGGCACCCCAGUCAGCAGAACUAGACUGGACCGGCAAAACCUGGGGAAAAGCGGUAACGGAAGACGGCGGCGCAAGAAGGGACGAUCAAAGGGGUCCACGGAGAAGCGGGGCAUCGAACGCUGGGGCUCCUAGGGGGGCUUUCGCAAGCGAGGGGUUCGAGACACGAGUGCCGAACACUGUCCGGCCCGCCCCCUGGGAGAGAGCGGGGCGACCUGCCGCUGUCGAUGGGGGUGGUGAUGCUAGCAGGGAUCGUGCAAGAGCAGCUAAUGUCAGCAGGGAGCGGCGGCAGGGAGAAGCGGGUGGUGCUUUUGCAAUGCCGAGGAGGAAACUGUCGUAUGAGAGAGAGGGGGCGGGGGAUGGGGUGCCGGCGAAGGAGUUGCCCGGCACUUCAAAUGCGAACGUGCUCUUGGGGAGGAGCCUAGAGGAGCUGACAGCGUUUGCCGUGGAGCAGGGGGAGCCAAAGUUUCGUGGCCAGCAGCUGCACGACGCCCUGUACAAGCAGAAGGUGCAGGACUGGUCGCAAAUCACAGGACUGCCGAAGGCCUGGAGAGAGAAGCUGAGCUCCGCAGGAUUUGAGAUCGGAAGGGCGCCUGUCCACACUUCCGUUCAAGCGAAGGACGGCACUGCAAAGCUUCUGUUGCGGUUGCACGACGGGCGGUUGGUCGAAACGGUGGGCAUUCCGGGCGACUCGCUCGGGAAGGAGGACGCUUCUGGGGAUGGCGCAAAGAAGCUGCAGAAGGGGCAUCUUACAGCGUGCAUCUCAUCACAGGUGGGCUGCGCGCUGCGGUGCGCUUUUUGCGCGACCGGCAAGGGCGGCUUCUCGCGCCACCUGGCGGCGCACGAGAUUGUGGACCAGGUUCUGGCGAUAGAGCAGUUCUUUGGGGAGCGUGUCAGCAACAUCGUGUUCAUGGGCAUGGGGGAGCCGAUGCUCAACCUCAAAAACGUGCUGCCCGCCUUUCGAUGCAUAAACAAGGACGUCGGCAUCGGGCAGCGCAGCAUCACCAUCUCGACUGUGGGCGUCCCCAACUCGAUCUCCAUGCUCGCGGAAUACAAGCUGCAAGCCACGCUGGCUGUCAGUUUGCACGCGCCCAACCAGCGGCUGCGCGAGCAGAUCAUCCCCAGCGCGCGCUCGUACCCCCUCAACGCGCUGCUGACCGACUGCCGCGAGUACUUCGCAAAGACGGGCCGGCGGGUCUCCUUCGAGUACACGCUCCUCGCUGGCGUCAAUGAUUCGUAUCACGACGCCAAGGAACUAGCUGGGUUGCUGUACCAGUGGAAGCUGGCGCAUCACGUAAACGUCAUCCCGUACAACCCGGUAGAGGACUCGGAGUUCAAGCGACCCGACAGAUCGGCGGUCCAAACUUUCGUGGAAACUCUGACGAAGCACAAGCUGACGGCCAGCAUCCGCCGAACGCGGGGCUUGGAAGCGAAUGCGGCGUGUGGGCAGCUCCGCAACGCGUUCCAGAAGACGCCCUUGGAUGUGGCGAGUUUGGAGCAGGGCCAGCCUUUAGCUGUGGGCGCAUAGGGGCGCGAGCGGCUAGGGCUCGGGAAGUAUCGAUAAGGGUUGCUCAAGCAGAUUGUAUCCCCUUUACGAAUUUGUCGCAGGCUCUCCGUCUUGGGUCAUUAACCGAAACGAGGAUGAUUACGGGUCUUACUCCAGGUUACUUCGCUACUUCCUGAUAUUAUUUUCCUCGAUGGCACUAGGUUCGAAAAGCUGAUCUGAGCACUUGUAAGCUGACUCUGAGAUAAAAGAACCAUCAAAGGCUAAGUUACGCUGCAGUUCUGAGCUGAUCUGCCCAAAGCGAUGUGCAUGGGUUAGUCCUCGUUGCACAAAUCAACGUAGCGCGACAAUCGUUUGUUGUUGUUCAUGUACGCAGGUAUACCAUGUUGGAAUAGUAUCUGGUCCGUUCGUGAGAAAUUCAUC
Molecule: messenger RNA, 2660 nt
Organism: Klebsormidium nitens
Lineage: Eukaryota; Viridiplantae; Streptophyta; Klebsormidiophyceae; Klebsormidiales; Klebsormidiaceae
Source: the annotation of a GenBank genome assembly